This is a messenger RNA of Micropterus dolomieu (smallmouth bass), 843 nucleotides long. Its product is annotated as transcriptional repressor scratch 1-like. Gene Ontology annotation, molecular function: DNA-binding transcription factor activity, RNA polymerase II-specific; RNA polymerase II cis-regulatory region sequence-specific DNA binding. The record is from RefSeq and is a predicted model, not a curated record. The transcript is spliced from 2 exons. Gene Ontology annotation, biological process: regulation of DNA-templated transcription. Bases 1 to 843 code for a protein of 280 amino acids. Lineage: Eukaryota; Metazoa; Chordata; Actinopteri; Centrarchiformes; Centrarchidae.
AUGCCAAGGUCUUUCCUGGUGAAAAAGGUGAAACUGGAUGAUUUCUCCACCGGGGCGGAUUUGGAGAACGUCUACCGGCACAGGACAGACCUCAGCCUGCGGCUCCAUGACAAAGCUGGUUACAUCAGUGACUACAUCAGCCCUGUUGUGUAUGAUGGUGAGAGUGACAGUGGGAUCAAGGUGCCAUCCCCUGACCCCCUCUACGAUGGUAUCCACAGCGACUAUGGGGCUCCUGACUCUGAGUCCCCUGACAGUCCUGGCUCAGAAAUCACUGACGGUUACAUCAAUGGAGAUGCAGCAGUGAGUGAGGGCUACACAGUCGAUGCCUUCUUCAUCACCGACGGCCGCUCGAGGAGGAAAGCUAUCAGCAGCCCCAGGACCAUCCAGAGGCACACCUGCAACGAGUGCGGCAAAACCUACGCCACGUCUUCCAAUCUGAGCCGGCACAAACAGACACAUCGCUCGCUGGACAGCAAGCUGGCAAAGAAAUGUCCAACCUGCGGGAAGGUGUACGUGUCCAUGCCUGCCAUGGCCAUGCACCUGCUCACUCACGACCUCAAGCACAAAUGCGAUGUGUGUGGGAAAGCGUUCAGUCGACCGUGGCUUUUGCAGGGCCACAUGCGCUCUCACACGGGCGAGAAGCCGUUCGGAUGCGCCCACUGUGGGAAGGCCUUCGCAGACCGCUCGAACCUGCGCGCUCACAUGCAGACCCACUCGGCCUUCAAACACUUCAAGUGUAAACGCUGCAACAAGACCUUCGCGCUCAAGAGUUACCUGAACAAGCACUACGAGUCCGCCUGCUUCAAAGGCCCCUUCUCUCCUCUAGGCCCCCUAGAUGCAUGA